Molecule: messenger RNA, 1065 nt
Organism: Rotaria sp. Silwood2
Lineage: Eukaryota; Metazoa; Rotifera; Eurotatoria; Philodinida; Philodinidae
Source: the annotation of a GenBank genome assembly
AUGAAAUUAAUGCAUGCAUGCCGAUAUCAUUGUACUCAAGAGUAUGAAAAGUCAGAUUACCGAAUGCCACCACUUGGAUGUGAUUGUCCAUCGAAUGUUGCUUUGAUUAUCGCACCUACAAUAUGUUCAUCGAUAGCACAUUAUUCUAGUCUUUUUCUUACACAAUGCGUCAUGUCAGUUUUUUCUGCUCCAGGGACUGAUUUACCUGAUGGCACCGUUUCGAUCAAGUUUGGAAUGUUUUAUAUUCUUUUGAUGGAUGAUGGCAAAGAAUGGUUAGAAUUACCCGAACGUGUUCGUAUCAAUCGAGAAGGCGUCUUUGUGAUUCCGUCGGAUAGUGAACGUGCGCGUUUCGGUGAUCUGCCGAAUUGGUUUAUCAAGCAUCUUACUAUUGAAGCAGAAAAGUUUGAAGCUAAGAUGAGCGAAUUACGAAAGACGACAAGUUGGGAAAACGCCAAGCGAAGACAACAAUGCUAUGAGGAUGACACUACGGGUUGUCUUCGAGAGAUCUUUCUUGUUCUGCAACGAAAUCUCUAUGAAAAACCACAAAUAGCUGAUAGUUAUUUACCAAAUUGGUUCAAAUGUGAGGAAUUCCAUAUUUCUUCACUUACAACGAUUCUUGAAGGUAUAUUUCGUGUAUCUGACAAACGAACAUUACCAUAUAAGGAACAAUACAAGAUUCUGUAUGACUCUGGAGAUAUCUCAGGCAUUGGCACAUUUGGUUAUGUAGAAAUCUAUAUUAAUGAAAGAUCGACACUAAAAACAGUGUUUAAGUUUCCGAACAAUUUUACGCAAGAAACUUUUCGAAAAGAAAUUGAAGUUUGUGUCGAUGGCCUCGAAGAUGCGAAGCAAGAUAAACUCCUCAAAUAUUGGAAUUCUAAAAGUCCAAAUAGUGUGCCUGAAAAGCGAUCGAAGACAAUUACAAGCACACAAUCUACUGCUACGAUGGCUAUCUCACCUGAACAGCAACAUUCGACACGUUUGAAAACAGCAGCGGAUCUAUUUUGGGAACUGAUUAUAUUGGGAUUUGAAUGGAGCAAUUCUGAGAAUUAUAAAUUAAGUUGUUAA